AAGAGAACAAAAAGAACAAUUAACCUAAUAAAAUUAACUAUUGGGUUAACCUUACUUUUAGGUAUUUUCAAAAUAUGUCGAUAUUUUUGAGAAAUGUGAACGUUUUGAGCCGACAAUUGUUAAAAACCAUCCACAACCCUCGAACAGCAGACAUUAAACAUAUCAAGAGAUGGGUAGCACCCACUCUGAAAGAAUUAAAACGAAGACGGGACAAAAUUGGGCCCGAACCUCUUCGAAAACGAUCAGAAUUCCUAGAAUGGAACUAUGAUGCUGAAAUAUACGCCUUUGGCAAGAGACUUGGUGAAGAGUUUGAUGACGAAAUUUUAAGGAAAUCCCUAAUUCACAGAUCGUAUGUUAUACAGCAAGAACUUAAACAAGAGAGAGAAGAGACAACAACAACAACGUCAGCACCCACCGAAAUUGCAAAAGAAGAUAAUUCACAUCUUAUAGAAGCCGGUAAAGAAAUAAUUAAAAACUACUUAAACAAAGCUUUGCAAAAUCAAUAUCCUGAAGAACCUGCAGAGGCUCUUCAUAAAUAUUUAACUGCUGAUGAUAUGCUGUCACAUGUAGCAAAACAUUUAGGACUUACCGAUUUAAUUUUGAGUGAGGAUUUCCCAGUGGAAAAUUCAACUUUAGCAAGAACAUUUGAGGCUGUCAUAGGUGCUCUCAAUGAAAGCAGUGGUUUAGAGAGAGCAGAGCUGUUUUUAAAAGACUUUUUGUUAACUCAAUUAUCUGAUAAAGACAUAUUUGACAUCUGGGAACCCGAGAAACCCUAUGAAUACUUCAUUGGUAUUGCUAAAGAAUUAGGAUACAAAGAUGUAGAGCCAAGACUGUGUAAUGAAUCAGCUACAAAUACAAUUCUAGCUAAUUAUCAAGUGGGAUUGUACUCAAAUAAGAAGCUUAUUGGUUUGGGAUAUGGUGAGACAAUAGAAAAUGCCAAAGAUACUGCAGCUUUGGAUGCAAUACAAAAAAUUAAACUUCAGAAUUUUAAUAAAAAACAAGCCCUUCAGUAGUAAAUAAUAUUUAUGCCUAUUUGAAAUUGUUACUUUUUUAUGAAUGUUAGUAUAUUUUUGUUUCCUAAUAAACAAUUAGGAGGCACCUAUAAUGCUUCUGCUUUUUAUACUGG
Agrilus planipennis (emerald ash borer) is the source of this 1126-nucleotide messenger RNA. It is a transcript of the gene mRpL44, whose product is annotated as 39S ribosomal protein L44, mitochondrial. Gene Ontology annotation, biological process: regulation of gene expression; rRNA processing; primary miRNA processing. Gene Ontology annotation, cellular component: nucleus. The coding region runs from base 75 to 1013 and encodes 312 amino acids. The record is from RefSeq and is a predicted model, not a curated record. NCBI's taxonomy places the organism in Eukaryota, Metazoa, Arthropoda, Insecta, Coleoptera, Buprestidae. Gene Ontology annotation, molecular function: ribonuclease III activity; double-stranded RNA binding. The transcript is spliced from 4 exons.